AUGGACGACACGGCCACCAACGAGCAGCUCUGCCACCACGCGCCCGCGCCCGCGCACCGCCACCGGAGCGGCAGCAAGCGCACUCCGUCUGCGGCGGCGGCGGGCUGCGACGGCUGCCAGCCGGCAGGCAGCCGGCACACGCAGUACCGCGGUGUCCGGCGGCGUCCGUGGGGCCGUUUCGCGGCGGAGAUCCGCGACCCCAGCUCCAAGGCGCGGCGCUGGCUCGGCACCUUUGACACCGCGGAGCAGGCGGCCUGCGCCUACGACGUCGCCGCGCGCGUCUUCCGCGGCGCCAAGGCGCGCACCAACUUCCCCGUUGAGGCCUCCGCGGCCGCGGGGUACCUGCCGUGGGGCUCGGAGCCGCCGCCGCCGCCUCAGAACGCGGCCGCGUACCCGCUCAACACCAUCCUCCUGCACAACCUCCUCAUGAGCUCCUCCCCGCACGGCUGCCUCCUGCUCCACCACGCCGGCCAUGGCCACGCGCACGCGCACGCGCACGCCAAUGCCCAUCCUCCCGGGCAGCCGGACCCUACGGACGUGGUGCAGAGCGCCUUCCGUGGGAACCAGGGGCCGCGUGAGCGUGGCCACGCCGUCCGCGGCGCCUUGCCCGUACUGCCGAGGCAGCAGGAAGUGAGGCGCGAGGUGUUCGGCGGCGAGGACGAGGGCGAGUUCACGAUGUUGCCGCAGGGGCUUCUCCAGGACAUGAUCCAGUGCCCGGCGUUCCUGCAGCAGGUCGCGGCCGCGCCGGCCGCCAUGGGCCGCCGCCGCAGGGGGUGA
Brachypodium distachyon (stiff brome) is the source of this 777-nucleotide messenger RNA. RefSeq names its product ethylene-responsive transcription factor ESR2. Lineage: Eukaryota; Viridiplantae; Streptophyta; Magnoliopsida; Poales; Poaceae. Gene Ontology annotation, biological process: regulation of DNA-templated transcription. The coding region runs from base 1 to 777 and encodes 258 amino acids. The record is from RefSeq and is a predicted model, not a curated record. The transcript is spliced from 2 exons. Gene Ontology annotation, molecular function: DNA binding; DNA-binding transcription factor activity.